AUGAUCGCCUCCAAGAAGAAAAAAUACGCGAUCAAAGACGAAGAAGACGAGCGCGACGUUGCCAACUUUCAAAAACGCGGAAAUCUGAGACUCCCGGAUUUGAUCAUUUCUGGCGAGAAAAAAUGCGGCACCAAGUCCUGGUGGGCUGACUCCGGCGAGGAUCUCUCUAGGCGACAGAUUCGAGUGACAAAGUCUCAGCUAGGCGUAGCUGGAAUGAGAAUCAAGGACUUUCUUCAAAAAGUCAAAAAAGAGUACGAAAAGCCCGCCGCGGAACAAGUCCCAUUUCUGCACCAAAUCCAGCCGCCGCUUGAUAAGUGGCCAAGCGAGGUCUACGUGAUAUCGGUGAUUUGCGAUCCAGUGAAGCGGCUUUUGUCGGACUUUGUCCACGUGACCGACGGGCACGGAAGCGUCGAGUGGCUCGAAAAGGACUCCUUCUUGUUUCCCUUCGCGAAUUUGACCUUUGACGAAAUGGUGAAAACUCAUCUUCCAAAGGCGAUUGAGAUUUUCGAAACUGGAAAGCCGGAGAAAUGGAAGCAGUUUCCUCUUUACUACAUGUUCAUCAGAGGAAUGUUUUCGGACAUUUUCGAGCUCGAUCGCCUUUUUGGACCGAAAUUCAUCCUCAUCGACGGAAACGAGCUGAAGACGGCGCCCUGGAUCGGACUGGACAAGGCGACGAGCGUGAUGGGACUGGACAAGUAUUUCACCAAGGAGCGAUUCAAGCAGCGAGAAGACGGAUUCUACUGUAUCAAGAAAGACGGAAGCGGGAACAAGUAUCCAAGCUACGAUUCUAGCGGCGAAGUCGACUGUAUGCCAGCCACGAAGGGAGUUACUGGACUUGGCAAGAAAUCUAUGUCCAGGGAAAGCGCGGAAUUACUGACGAAUUUCUACAAGCCCUUCUCCAAGAAAAGAUUUUCGAAUCUUAUUUAA
This is a messenger RNA of Oikopleura dioica, 927 nucleotides long. The record is from the annotation of a GenBank genome assembly. NCBI's taxonomy places the organism in Eukaryota, Metazoa, Chordata, Appendicularia, Copelata, Oikopleuridae.